Messenger RNA from Styela clava, 688 nucleotides. RefSeq lists its product as uncharacterized. The record is from RefSeq and is a predicted model, not a curated record. NCBI's taxonomy places the organism in Eukaryota, Metazoa, Chordata, Ascidiacea, Stolidobranchia, Styelidae.
UACCUUUAAUAUUUACUCUAAAUCUUAGAUCUACCAGUUCGAUAUAAAAUUUUUAAUAGAAAUACAGAUACUUGAUCUCGAUUUGAGAUGGCACAAACAUUAUUUGUUGCAGCACUUUUCAUUGCGCUUAUCUUUUCAUAUUGCCGCGCCUCGCCAACUGAAAUGAGACAAUAUGGCCGUAUUAGGAAAAUAUGCCUUGAGGAAAAGCAAUGUCUGCCAGAUGAUGAAAUGAGAGAAAAAAUAGAAAAUUUAGCAGACAAACGUUGUAUGGAUUAUAUCAAUGAGUGCAAAGAAAAAAAAAGUGCGUGGUCAAGCGAAAACCUGUGGAAUUCUUGUCAAAAACCGGUUGCAGAAAUAAUCGAACCAUGUAUGAAAUGCAUUUUGGAAAAAAUAAAAGCUUUGAGCGGAAGAAAACAAUGAACAAUAUCUAUUAAACGUGAAAAUGUUUUGGUUGUGCGUAACCUACAUACAAAAUUAUCCAAUUCCCCAUUUUUUUUAAAUUUUGUUUCGUAAUUGCACCAAGAGCACAUUUGAUACUGCCUGUAAUUUCAAUAUGUGGUCUUCGACCUUGUUACGUAUUGCGAUUUCUUCGUUAUUUCGUUACCCUUUCAACUUCUACUUUUCAAUAAAAAGGUUAUGUUAUACUAUGUAUAUAGGAUGGCAAAAUAAACACCGAUGUGAUACAUGU